This is a messenger RNA of Cavia porcellus (domestic guinea pig), 885 nucleotides long. Its product is annotated as protein kinase C iota type-like. Gene Ontology annotation, cellular component: cytoplasm; nucleus. NCBI's taxonomy places the organism in Eukaryota, Metazoa, Chordata, Mammalia, Rodentia, Caviidae. Gene Ontology annotation, molecular function: protein serine/threonine kinase activity; ATP binding. The record is from RefSeq and is a predicted model, not a curated record. Gene Ontology annotation, biological process: protein phosphorylation.
AUGAAAACCUAUAUUCGUCUCCAGGUAGAGAAGCAAAUAUUGGAGAAGAGGUUGAACCACCCUUACCUGGUUUGCCUGCAUUCCUGCAUUGAGACACCAACCAGAUUUUUCUUUAUCCUGGAUUACAUCAGUGGAGGAGACCUAACAUACCAUCUGCAACAGUUUGGAAUCUUUCCCGGAGCACAUGUGAGAUUCUACUCCGGGGAGAUCUCCUUAGCUAUCCAGUUUCUUCAUGAACAUGAGAUAUUACACAGGGAUCUGAAGUUGGAGAACUUGUUACUAGAUGCGGACGGACACAUUAAAAUUACCGAUUACGACCUAUGUAAGGCAGGACUGAAGGCAGGCGAGAAGACCAACACUUUCUGUGGCACACUCAGUUAUCUGGCUCCAGAAAUCAUCAGAGGCGAAAGCUAUGGUUUCAGUGUGGACUGGUGGAAUCUUGGAACAGUCAUGUUCGAAAUGAUGGUGGGAGAGCCUCCGUAUCCUUUUGCAGACAGUCCCAAGAACUCUGAUCUAAACACAUACAAGGUCUUGCAAUCUAUGUUAGAAAGAGAAGUCCACAUUCCACAUCACCUGUCUGUCGAAGCCAGAAGCAUCCUCAAGGGUCUUCUGAAGAAGGAGCCAGAGGUAAGAUUGGGCUGUCACCCUCAGAGAGGAUUCAUCGAUAUUAAAGAGCAUCCAUUCUUUAACAAUCUGGACUGGAGCAUGAUGGAAAAAAAGCAAGUGCCUCCUCCCUUUAAGCCAAGUAUUGGUACAGAAUUCGGGAUAGAAAUCUUUGACCCUGAAUUUACCAACGAACCUGUCCAGCUCACACCUGAUGACAGUUACUUUGUGAACAGCAUAGAUGAAUUGGGCUUUGAGUACAUCAAUCCCCUUUUCACAUAA